Molecule: messenger RNA, 3336 nt
Organism: Prinia subflava (tawny-flanked prinia)
Lineage: Eukaryota; Metazoa; Chordata; Aves; Passeriformes; Cisticolidae
Product: noggin-like
Biological process (GO): negative regulation of cell differentiation; osteoblast differentiation; dorsal/ventral pattern formation
Source: RefSeq, a predicted model, not a curated record
CUCCAGGGACCUGCAUUGGGAGAAAGGGAUAAUAGGCCCCAAGGUGCCUGACCCCAGCCUUUGACACUCACAUUUCUCCCGGAGAUACCAAUCCCCACCAGCUGGUUAAAUGAUGCCACCAAGAUCUUCAUGACAUCACUGGCAAGAAUGUUGUUGUGGUCACUCAGCCCACAUCUGCCUGGCUUGAGCAGAGCUGAAGCCUCUUUCUCCUGCCCAGAUUCACAUUGCCAUCAGAACAUUUCCUGUGCUUCCAGCACCCUGAAGGAUCCCUCCUGCCCUGCCACCUGGCCUCACCCAUGUUUCCUCCUACAUUCCCAAAGCUGCUAAACCUCUUGGGAUUGCUUGCUUUGGCAAGUCUAAAUCCUGGCUAGCAUUCAAUAGAGUUUGGCCACAGGGCCAUGGGGUAGGAGGAUCCUAUGGGCUGCAAGUGGUCCCAGCACACUCAGCCCAGGGCUGUGCCACCUCUGGCAGCAAGGACCCAUGAUCACACCCUACAGCAGCAGCACCCCAACAUAUUCCCACCCCAAGGUGGUCCCACUCCUUAAACUGGGACCACCUCCACCCUGGGGCUGGAUGCUCCUAGCUCCCUGUGCAGUGCUCCACAGGGGAGAGGCAACUAAAUGCACCUUUUCCUGAUGCUGAGAGGUGGUCAAGGGCUGGAUGGUGGCAGGUAGGUGAGGAUGGGGAGGAGACCCUGGAGCCACCUGAAAUACAACAUGAUGAUCAUCGUGAGGGAUCCUGUUAUUAUCACAGCUCAAGGUAUUGUGAUUUGCUGCAAAACUUCCUCCAGCUCUGAGUAACCCUGCUCAGGCACAGAACAUCAACUAUCUCCGAAUAAGCCUUCCCCUUGUUGUGCUAUCACUAGAACAAAUUGUCCUUCUCUGAGCAAAAAUAGAGAAGGAAAGACACUGUUAUCUAGCUACUGUUGACAAGCAAUUAACUCGUUUUUCGGGUCAUGCAAGCUUCUUCACUCCAUGCUCCCCCAUCCCUCAAGCUCAUGUCACUUCUGCUUCUCAGCUUCUUAGUGUAUCACACCAAGAGGCUGUGCCUGCCUCUCUGUCUUUUGUCCCCUCUGUCCUGCUGAUAGCUACCCUCCAGCUUAUGCAGCUUAUCCAUCUGGCCCCAUGGGAUCUCCUCACUGAAGCAGAGGAGCCCCAUCUCCUUCUGGGCAUGCAAAAUGCACCAGGGUAUCUCUGCUCAGGGAGCCUGAGGCCACUUUUCAGCUUUGGAAGCUGGCACUCACCUUUUUGAGGAGGGACCUGCAGCUUUGCCACUCGCUCAGGGGGAGACCUCCAGUCCAGCCACGCAGUGGUAGCAGGGGGAUGCAAACCACAGGAGAGUUUAUCUGGGCAGCUCGAUCAUCCCAGUCACUCCUGCCUGGUGCUCUGCUGCCUCCCCCCACCCAGCAUCAGCUCUGCUCUCUCUCCUUCUAGAGCUCCUCUCCUCUCGCUCUGACUCCCCCUUUUCCCUCCCUCUGCUCUUACUGCUGAUCCAUAGUUCUCUGUUGUUUUUUUUCCCCUCUCCCUGAGGUUGGGUUUGGAGUUAACUCCUCUCUGCCCAGCUUUCCUGCAGGCUCAGCUACUCCCCGCUCCUUCUGAUGAGAAGGGGGUGGCAGAGACAAAGCCCACUACUCUCUGAUGGAAAAGGAGAGGGAAAGGGUCCCUUGGACCUCAGUAGCCAUCUCUCGGUGCUGGUUGUUCAGGAUGUGCUGUUUAUCACCUCCAGGGAAUGUAAAUAUCCCACCACUGUGAGCCUUGGUCCUGCCACGUCCCUCGAAUAUAGGGUCCUAAACCUCCUGGAGAAUGAGCAAUUAAUUGCUGUUACUAGCUGUUAUUAAUUAAUUGUUGGUAGCACUGAGCAGAUUGAGCCUCUCCCACAAUGUCUGACCUAGGGAAGGAGGAAAAAGCAGGUUUUGGAUUCCAUCCAGUCCAGGUCUCCACCAGUACUGCAGUAUGGGAGGGAAGACAAGACUUCCAGGAUGGCCACCUCCAGAGGUCCAGCUCCAUAACAGCUGCCUGGGACACAUGGGGGCUUGCUUAUGUGCCAGGAGAGGACAGUGACCCACAUAGCCCUCCUGUCCUGCCACUCUGUUGCCAUGUCCAUCCUGGUGACAGGACUUGUGCCCUGAGGACUUCCAGGUGCGCUGAGUGCAACUUGGUGAUCCUUUCUCAGCAAGACUCAAAUGCCACCAGCUUCCCUUCACUGGGAAGGUUGUACCUCUUCCAAUGAUGGAGCAGGAUGUAGAGAAGGAGGCUCCUUCCCCUCCACAUCAGCUCAAAUUAUCCCCAUUGACUCAGCGGCAAGCAGGACCAUGUGGCUUCUCCCCGCCACCUGCCCCUCUGGUGGAGCGAGGGGCCUUCUGCCACCUUCCUCUGGGAAGGAGCGAGGUGUCCCCGCCAGCUGCCUAUCAGCCACUGUAACCAGGGAAAAGGGGAAGGCCAUGCCUUGGGACGCAGUGAUAACCCAGGGGAUGCGGCAAACUGCAAGAUUGCAGCAGGGCACAGCCUGCCACAGUGCUGCUCACCAUGGAGGGAUCACACCACAGCUGCCUUCUCCUCCUCCUCUGCCUGCUCCCACCACCGGCCAUCCCAGGCCCACCACUGCCUCUGGAGGAACCUCGGGAGCUGCUGCCACUGUCCAGCCCCGCUGACCCCACCGCCCACCAGCUGCACGGCCAGUCCUCAGCCCCAGUGCGGUCCUACAGCCUGUCACUCUCCCCCGAGGAUUAUCACUACUCCCCCAAACCCCGGCACCUGCGCCCCGGGCGGCUGCGCCGGCUCCUGGGCUCAGCCUUCGACCCCUUCUGGAUGGCGACCGAGGAGCCCCACGGUCGCAACGGGAGUAUCCUCGAGGAGAACCUGGAGUCCAUGAGCAGGGCCCUGGCCGAGGGUGCCGGGCGAUAUCACCGCAAGCUGUGGCGAGAGGUGGAGGGGCUGGAGCUGCCCACCCUGCUACCCCCAGAGCUAGCGGGGACCCUGGCCCGCCAGCUGCAGCAGUGGCUGGUGGAACGGGCCACUUGCCGCCUCACUGCCACCUGACCCGUCUUCUGGCCCCGCUGGGUGCGCCACACCACGUGUGAGACAGGCCCUCCCGGCUGCUCCUGGCCACCCGGCAUGAGCUGCCAGCCUGCGCAACUCACCCGCAUCAAGCUGCUGGCCUGGCACUGCUGGGUCCCACAGCACCCCAGCCUCACAAACUGCACCUGGCGGCAGGUCCCCUAUCCCGUCGUGGCCACCUGCAAGUGCUCCUACCGCUGAGGGGGCUGCAGGGAGCCAAGGUACCUCCCAGUGCCUGUUCCUGUAGCCAGAAGGCCUGAAAAGGCAAAUGUCUGCCUGG